This is a messenger RNA of Cydia pomonella (codling moth), 1666 nucleotides long. RefSeq lists its product as uncharacterized. The transcript is spliced from 4 exons. The coding region runs from base 350 to 1603 and encodes 417 amino acids. The record is from RefSeq and is a predicted model, not a curated record. NCBI's taxonomy places the organism in Eukaryota, Metazoa, Arthropoda, Insecta, Lepidoptera, Tortricidae.
AAAGUAGAGGAAAACGGACCCUGGCAAAGGCCAGGAUAACGCCAGGUAAUAGUAAACGUUAAGGAAAUAAUGUCAUGUGAAACAUUUUAUGUCAAAAAAAAGUAAAGCAACCCUACUUCCCGAAGUCUACCGAAAUCGAAGUAAAAGAAAUGGCACUUGAAUCAAAUUUCAACACCUUUGCUCCUCGCACAAUAAAGUCCAAUUUCGAUCAGCAACAAUAACAAUGAAUUCGCCGAUUUAUGUAGAUCGAACCAUUCGGUUCCGAGCAUCUGAUAACGCCCGCAAGUUGUGUAUUCUAUAAAAGAACUUACUCGGACCGUUCACUGACACCCAUUGUCAAUCACUCAAGAUGUCACAACGUCCGGCUUUUACGAAAUGGCUGUGGUGCCUCUUUGCCGUGUACGCGGGCCCGGGCUGGAGUCGAGCCGUGUCCGUCCGAACCCCACCUAAGAACCCUACCACGAUUGAGGCCCAGGCGAAAUUCUUUCAGGAUUUUUUCUCAGUACAGUUGAGUCCGUACAAGAUAGAGUUCGGGCAUGUGUGCGAGGACCCCGACACGUGGGAGCAGCGAUAUGAGAAGAAGGAUUUUAAGAACCACAGGGAUAUGGGCAAAGUACGUUGGGGUGAUAAACAUGGGGGAUACGGAGAGCAUUACUGGGAUUUGAAUCAUGCUGGUCACGCUGCUAACCAUGGCAAUGAUGGAUAUGAUGGUUCAGAUGAUGAUGGUUCAUAUAAUCACGAAUUAGACCAUGCCCAUGAUGAAAAUGACACAUAUGAUGAACCUAGUGAACAACUACCCACGUAUGGAACAGAGGAAUAUGACCCUGAGCAGGCAGCGAAAUAUGAUGAAAGCGGCAGAACUAAACGAGCUUAUCCUAGAAUUAAAAAUGAAAGAAAAUUCGUACGGCAAGAAGAAAGCGACGAAGAACCGCCAAAAGAGAAGAAUCAUAGAAAAAUCAAACAACGGCAAGCUCCUCAAGAAGAUACAGUAAAAGAGGCUGAACAAAAUCAACAACCUAAACGUAAAAGAAGGCAAAGAAGACCAGAAAACGAGGAAGAUAAUGACGCAAAACAGACUCAUAAUCAAAAGGAAGAACAAAAACAAGAACCACAGUAUUACGUCAAAGAUAAAGAGGAACAACGUCAAUCAGAAAAGGAGCCACAGUAUUACGUAAAGAAUAAAAACGAAGAACAAAAUCAACAACAACCGCAGUAUUACGUAAAGAAUAAAAACGAAGAACAAAAUCAACAACAACCGCAGUAUUACGUAAAGAAUAAAAACGAAGAACAAAAUCAACAACAACAACAAUAUUACGUAAAUAAUAAAAACGAAGAACAAAAUCAACAGCAACCACAAUAUUACGUGAAGAAUAAAAAUGAGGAACCAAAAGAACAGCAACCACAGUAUUACGUGAAAAGGACUGAAAACCAAUUUGUUCCGUACGAACAAGGUGCAGGAGUGAGACAGCAUCAGCAUCCUGAGCUAACAUUAGCCGCUUCAGCCCCAAGGCUCUUCUUAGAGCCCACUACUGGACAUGUUGUGGACAGAGCCACAGGACAAGCCUAUGUUUUACAGCCAAUAGCUGUCAAUAAUUAUAAUUAGAUUAUUUAGUGUUAGUGUUACAAAUAGGUAAUUUAUUUUCUUAAUAAAAGGACUGCUGAAUUA